Messenger RNA from Miniopterus natalensis, 2538 nucleotides. Lineage: Eukaryota; Metazoa; Chordata; Mammalia; Chiroptera; Miniopteridae. The record is from RefSeq and is a predicted model, not a curated record.
UUUCUGAAAUAGGUUUAUUAGUGGCUUAGAAACUUAUAUAGUAAGCUUUUCUUUUAAUGAAUCAUAUCUUAGAUUUACUUAUCAAUUCUAGUUGUUGUUUUUUCUUUUUGUUUUUAAGGUCUCCUGAAUAUAUUUAAAGACAACAAUUUCAGCCAAGCCGAAGCAUUGUCUUCCUGGAGGCAAAAAUCCAGCUUAGCUGAGCCACGACAGAUAUAAGUCAUCAUGGUGAAAAGCCAAGUAGGCGGCUGGAUCCUGGUUCUCUUUGUGGCCACAUGGAGUGACGUCGGCCUCUGCAAGAAGCGACCGAAGCCUGGAGGAGGAAGCAACAGUGGAGGGAGCCGAUACCCAGGGCAGGGAUAUCCUGGAGGCAACCGUUACCCACCCCAGGGCGGUGGUGGCUGGGGUCAGCCCCAGGGAGGUGGUGGGUGGGGUCAGCCCCAUGGAGGUGGGUGGGGACAGCCCCAUGGUGGUGGAGGCUGGGGUCAAGGUGGUGGCUCCCACAACCAGUGGAAUAAGCCCAGUAAGCCGAAAACCAACCUGAAGCACAUGGCAGGAGCUGCUGCGGCCGGGGCAGUGGUGGGGGGCCUGGGAGGCUACAUGGUGGGGAGUGCCAUGAGCAGGCCCCUCAUGCAUUUUGGCAAUGAUUAUGAGGACCGUUACUAUCGUGAAAACAUGAACCGUUUCCCCAACCAAGUGUACUACAAGCCUGUGAAUCAGUACAACAACCAGGAUAACUUUGUGCGUGACUGUGUCAACAUCACGGUCAAACAACACACGGUCACCACCACGACCAAGGGGGAGAACUUCACCGAGACUGAUGUCAAGAUAAUGGAGCGCGUGGUAGAGGAGAUGUGCACCACCCAGUACCAGAAGGAGUACCAGGCUUACCAGUCUUACAAUGGAAUGAGCAUGACCCUCUUCUCCUCCCCUCCUCUGAUCCUCCUCCUCUCUUUCCUUAUUUUCCUAAUAGUGGGAUGAGGGCAGCUUUGUUUUCACCAGGUUGGGGAAGGGGGUAUCCACCUGCAACCCUUUAGUGGUGGUGUCUCGUUCUUGCUUCUCCCUUUGUCACCCAUAGGCUAGUACCCUUGGCACUGAUGGCACAGGGAAAUGUAGAGCAGGCCUGGCACACUGUAUAUUCAGCCCUGUUUGAUUGAGUCCUUCAUGGGCCAGUGUAAGUGCCAGGCUGGUAAGAGUGUAACAGCAAAUAAUCAUUCCAUGAUCUAGGCUUAUUUUUUGUCUAGUGCAAAAGAUUGAGGCUAAAAUAUUCUACAGUCUUCAAAUACCUUUGCCUACAUACCUCCAGCUCCUUGCCCAGCUAGAGCUCAGUACACUAAUUCCCCAUCUUAGUUAGCAGUGACUUUGUAGCAAUUUGGACACAUUUUCUCAUUCAUUUUAAGAAAAGCUGAUUACAUUUUCCUGUUUAAAUAGUAUUUCUGCCAAAUUCAGAAGGAUACUCAUUCAGAAAACAGAACUAGAAAUCCUUAGUUUUUGAGCCCAGGCUCAGCCUGCUGGAAAGUGUGUGCCCUAUGUCUGCAGAGAACUGUGACAAUGUUUUACAUUUUGCAGUACAGGCUACACAGCAGCUAUUGCAUCAAGAGAAAAUAUUCAUGCAACAUUACGCCUCUGGGCAGAGGAUAUUUUCAUAGGAAAUGAACGUAACAAUAGGAAAGUCUUCUGGGACUAAAACUAUCCAACAUUUGGGAGUGGUGCCUUUGGAGGGUACCUACAUGUUGCAUUCCUUUCUUUAGUAACAUAAACCGUAGAUAAUUAAGGCAGUUAAAAAAUAUAUUACCUUUUGGACACUAAGAACAAAAUUCUCCUUUGUUCAUUUACCUGGAAAUGAAUAAUUUUGACAUUGGGUAAAGCCAGGAGAUUUUAAUAUAGAGGGAGCUGCAGCUGUAAAAACACCAUUAUCGUAGAAGGUUACGUAAUGAAGAAAGUGAUUAGUGUACAAAUGUUUGCGUUUGUUCACUGCUGCCUCAUAAUUGUCAAAAGCCAGAAUCGGGUUGAGUCCUUCAUCUCAGUAGUUGGCUUUUGAAUUGAAUAAGGAAUCAAUCCAGAAAAAGAAAUCUUAGACUGCAGAUGACAGAAAUAUGACCUGUUGGGAGUGAGAGAAGAAAUUCUGUUCCUGUUAUUUAAGUAAGGUAAAAUUAUUCCCUGGAUCAUUCAAUAUUGUCACCUAGCAGAUAUAUUACUAUCCUGCAAUGUUAUUGGCUUGCAUUCUGUGGGUUUUCUAUGUAAUAUAUAUAUAUAUUGCAUAUGACAAACUUAGAAAUUUUGGUUAGAGCAGUUAACAGCUGAAGUAUCUAAUGCGCUGCCUGGUUUUAUAAGGUACUAAAUAUGUGGGAACCCCUUUUGCGUGGUCCUUAGGCUUACAGUGUGCACUGAAUAGUUUUGUAUAAGGAUCCAAAGUGGUCUUUGAAAUAUGCAUGUACUUUAUAUUUUCUAUAUUUGUAACUUUGCAUGUACUUGUUUUAUUGUAUAAAAAUUUAUAAAUGUUUAAUAUCUGACUACAAUUAAACAGGAGCUGAGAUGAGC